GGAUACAAAUUUGUCAACGAUAGUUAGUGGCAUUCAAAAGACGUUUACAUUUCCUCGAUUACACUUUAUCACAAACCUUUCAUCGUUCAAUAUACUUCCAAUACAUUUUUCUUUGUCGUCAUAAUGGAGGAUCGAUUGGGAGAGGCAACCGAUGCCUCAUCGGAAGAAUCAGUUACUUCAGGCAGCGAACAUGUAAGAAGAAAGAGAUUCAAAUUCACUUUGACCAAAUCUCGUAAUAUUCCCUCUGACUCGGACUCGUCUUUCAAUGCAAACCGGCCCACAUCUACAACCAAAAAGAAGAAAAACAUCAAGCAAGCAGUCGAUAGUGUUGUCGAUUCAGUUGCAGAUCUUCUCGAAAGUCUUCGUAUAUAUAAAUCUGAAAAACGCGAUAAUGAAUGUACGGAUACUUUGGAUGCGUCGGCACAAACAUUAAAAGGGCAGGUAAUCAAGCUCACCGAAGUUGUAAAAGAGAUGGAGGACUGUGCUGCAUCAAUAAAGGCAAAAAACCAAAAUCCAGGUCAACAAGAAAAAUGAAGAUAGUGGAAAAAUGUACAAAAAUGUUAAUCAAAAAAUAUACAACGAACAAAAUGGCCUAUAUAACAAAGAAAAUGAAGAAACCAAACAGACUGUAAAUUUUAAGUCUAUUUG
Messenger RNA from Contarinia nasturtii (swede midge), 648 nucleotides. RefSeq lists its product as uncharacterized. The transcript has 3 exons. The record is from RefSeq and is a predicted model, not a curated record. Bases 124 to 534 code for a protein of 136 amino acids. NCBI's taxonomy places the organism in Eukaryota, Metazoa, Arthropoda, Insecta, Diptera, Cecidomyiidae.